Molecule: messenger RNA, 1146 nt
Organism: Fusarium sp. VM40
Lineage: Eukaryota; Fungi; Ascomycota; Sordariomycetes; Hypocreales; Nectriaceae
Source: the annotation of a GenBank genome assembly
AUGCCAGAUAAGCUCACUCUAGAAGCAGCCCGUCGGCGCUUCAAGGAACCAAUUUCCAAGCCGUUUGCUAUCAUAUACACAAUUAUUUCGUAUAUCUUUCAUUCGUUUAUCGCUACUGCAAAUUAUGUUUUGUCGAUUAAGCAAACGUUUUUGCCAUCCGCCAAUGCACCCACUUUUAUAAAGACCUAUGCUUGUCGACCAAAGCUGCCCAUGAGAAUAUUCUAUCCAAAAUCGUUCGUUGCAAACUCACAGAAGAAGCUGCCGACUAUCCUCAGCAUUCAUGGUGGUGGUUUCGUCAUAGGCGACCCCCGAGACGAUGAUCACUUUAACUACACCUUCGCCAACAUGCAUUCCGUCAUUGUUAUUGCUUUAAACUACUCCAAAGCACCACGCGUGCGCUUCCCCACGCCAAUCUACGAUCUUGAGCAACUCAUCCUUGCAAUCCUAUCUGAUUCGUCUUUGCCCAUUGACCAAGACCGUGUUGCACUCAUGGGUUCGUCUGCCGGCGGAAACCUUGCUCUGUCUGUCUCUAUACUACCUAGUAUGUGUGGUAGUGGAGAUGGCGUGCGACGUAUCAAGACUGUCAUCCCCAUGUACCCAGUGGUCGACAUGUCUGUAAGGCGAGAAUACAAGACCCAGACACGCCAGUACAAGCCUUCACUCGGGGGCUUUCGAGCGCAGCCGUAUGACUUCCUUCUUCAGCUUUCGCCAGUAUUUGACGCGGCGUAUACUCUGCCUUCUCAGGAUCUACAAGAUCCUUUGCUCAGCCCUAUCUACGCGCCGAAAGAGACCCUGCCGCCUAACAUUUUCUUCAUUGGCAUUGAACUUGACAUGCUAGCUGGAGAGGCCUGGAGAAUGGCGUGUGAGCUGGCAGGUAUCGAAAUGGCGGGCCAGACUGUUGGAAGAUCUCAGACUGGUCCUGAAGGAAAGCUCAUUCUCGAUGAUGAGAGAUUCUCAUACGAGGUGAAGACAGAGGAUGGGAGUUAUCGUUGGUUAUUGAUUCCUGAUCAGAUCCAUGGGUAUGAUCACUACCAGAAGAUGAAGAUCUUGCACAGAGAUAGUAGACUAUCGAAGGAUGCUGAGCUGAAGACGAAGGAGGCUCAGAAGCUAAUAGGGGAGUGGCUAUUUAAAGGCCCGUUUGCUUGA